AUGCCCAUCUGUCUGCUCUCUCUUCCCAUCGAGGAAGUUCUAAUGUCUAUGGAUAUUGGCGAUUUAAUCGCCUUUUCGGUAUGCUCAAAACGAACCAAAAAUCUAGUAAAAGCUUCCAAUCGAAAAAUGCACCGAAUUGAGGUUUAUGUUGAAGAAAGAUACAUUCGUUUUAGAGUAAUGGAACGAAAUUACUAUGAACUCAUUUCUUUUCACUUUUUCGAUUCCUAUAUCGAAUUGAACCGCAACGAUUUAGUCGAGGUUUGGAGGAAACAAGAUUUCACUCAGAUUGCGCAUUGGAUUGCUCAUUUUAUGAGCAUUUUUGAUGAUUUAAUAGUUGAUUACUUGAACAUUGUCACUGCCAGCCUAUAUUAUCUGGAUACCGUAAAGCAACUCAUUCCAAAAUGUCGCAGACUUCAUAUCAAUGAAAUCUGUUCCAGAGCGUUUACAAAAGACGCUUUUUGGAAAUUAUAUCCCAUUGCCGAGAGGGUGGUAAUCUAUAAGAAUAUAUUUGACGAUGAGACUGAUAAAUCCAAAAUAUUGACACUGAAUUUGAAAGAUUUGAGUUUCAAAGAUUGGGAAAACUCAUUCAAACUGGAGCUAGAUGAUUUAUUGACCCUCAACAUUGCUCGUCUAUCAAUGGCAGCUACAACUAUCACUGAGAAAGCAUUGAACAGAUUUCUGAAACUAUGGAUGAAAGGAAGUCGUACUUUCUACCGGCCGAAAAAUAUAAGAUUGCAGUUAUGGAACGUAGUAAAUCGUGAAGAAGUUUUAAGAGGAAUCAAGUAUCAAAUUCUGUUCUAG
Messenger RNA from Caenorhabditis briggsae, 801 nucleotides. NCBI's taxonomy places the organism in Eukaryota, Metazoa, Nematoda, Chromadorea, Rhabditida, Rhabditidae. The transcript has 3 exons. The record is from RefSeq and is a predicted model, not a curated record. Gene Ontology annotation, molecular function: protein binding. The coding region runs from base 1 to 801 and encodes 266 amino acids.